AGAUUUGUGUUAAUUCAAGUUCAAUUCAUUGAUUUAAGGGAUACAAAAAUGAUCGAGAAGUGUCUUGAAUAUAUACCAUGGAAAAGUUUUAACUGGUUUGGAAGAUUAAUAUUGAUUAUCUUUGUUAUAUUUGGCUUCAUCGUCUCUGGUAUUUCAUUAAAUUUAUAUAAUGAUCUCUCUUUUAAUUGUUAUAAUGAGAAAUUGUCAAAAAACAAUGACAAUUCUCUCAUCAAAACCAUUGAAUCAAGAUGUUUCAGACAAUACAAAGAUGAGCUAAAUUUCAAGUAUGUAAUUUUUCUUGUGGUGUGCUUAAAUAUUGGUAUUGUCUUAAUUUGGAGUAUGGUUUAUGGAUAUUAUGUAAAACGUCGAGUCGAGCAUUAUGGUCAAUCCGAUCCAGCAAACAAUGAUGGGGAAAGUAAACCUCUACAUGUUGGUUAUCAUGGUGAAGACAAUUAUAAAUCUGAAAGCGUUACAUUUCGAUUUUCUACAUUUUACAUUUACGUCGUUCAUUUGGUUGUUCGCCUCAUUAUAUUAUCCGUAUUCGUUGGAUUACUUUUUUCAGCGAAGUUUCCUAUCGAUUACUCUUGUUCAUGGCAACCUAAAUUGAAAGAAGCAACCUCAUUAAAUCACACUAUACCCAUCUCAUACGACGUCAUAUUACUUGCUUGUCAAAAUCUCAACGCUGAUAAAAGUAAGACGUUAAUUCAAUUUGUUGCGUCUGUUGAUGUCGUUUUUAUAAUACUGACAAUCUUAGAGCUGUCUUAUUUGACGAUUGUAGCCUGGAAGUACAGGUUAUUUACAACAUCAAGAGAAUUUUGUGAAGUUUAUUUGUUACGAAAACGUGAAAGAUUUGAAACAUUUUUGGAAAAACAAAAAGAAAAUUUUGACAGCAACGAAGACGUUCAAACAAAUGAGGACUUUGGGGAUGAUCAUAACCGUCCAUUAAAGUUUGAGGAGAUUUAUGUCAAUGUCAUUAUGCAAGCAGAAAGAGAAUUAAAGAAUGCUUAUCCCAAAAAAUAUAAAAGACAUGAAAUCUUUCAAUGUCAUCUAGAAAUUAGACAUGGUGCUAGACAAUUGAAAAUGGUGACCGAAAUUUUUAAGCCAAUCCAGGGUGAGAAAGAAACAUCGUAUCCACGUUCUAUUUUAGUCAUUGGAAGGCCAGGAAUUGGUAAAACAAUGUUAACAAAAAAACUUAUGCAUGAAUGGAAAAACAAUACAGAUAAUUAUUGGCGAGAUAAGCACGUUCAUUUGAUCCGAUGUCGUGCGAUUAAAAAUGUUGACAUUACUCUUCAAGAAAUGUUGUGUGAUGAGGGAUUGCCAUAUCCAGAUUACGAAUUGAUAAUGUCAAAUCCAGAAAAAACCGUUCUUAUCAUUGACGGUCUUGAUGAGCUUCCAUUGGAUGAAAAAAAUCUUGAAACUAAAGGCCCAGUGUUUGCUAAAGAAAAAAUGCCAGCAUUUACAGUGUUAAGUAUGUUGAUUAAAGGUAAACUGUUGCCAGGUGCCACUGUUCUAAUAACAUCACGACCAACCGCUGAAUUUGCAUUUAAACUUUUGAAAUUUAAGAGGACAGUGGAGAUCUUGGGGUUUUUUGAAGAUCAAAUUAAAGAAUAUGUUCACAAGUUUUGUGGUAACGAUAAGGAAUCUACCGAGCUGAUCUUGAACUGCAUUGAUAAUUCUAUCGAACUUCGUAGCUUGUGCUAUAUCCCCGUCAACGCUUACAUUGUCUGUCUGACCCUGAAAGAAUGCUUUAGAAACGACGCAAAAGAUAUUCCAAAAACUACAACUGAAUUGUACAAAAGAGCAGUUAAAAUCUUACUUCGGAAGCACCAUCCAGAUUUUAAAAGUAUAUCAUCACCAAAGAAUUAUCUUCUCAAAGAUUUACCGGAAGAACUUGACAAUGACCUGAAGAUAAUGAAAAGCCUUGCAAAAGACGGCAUUGCGAAAGAGAGUUUGAUUUUUGAAGAACCAAGUCUCUCGAAUUUUUCGCAUCGGGCAAAUUGCGGUUUCUUUCAUCAAUUACCAGAUAGACGACGCAAUCUUUAUUGUUUUAUUCAUUUGACUCUUCAAGAGUUCUUCGCUGCAUGGUGUAUUGUUGAUGAUUGGCAAAACAUCGGGAAGUUUUUGGAUAAUAAUGUGUCUGAUCCUAAAUGGCAUUUGGUAAUAGAGUUUGUUGCUGGUUUAUUUGGAGACAAGAAGAGAUCUGGCAGCAUCAGAGAUACUAAAACAAUAGAAGAUGUUGAACAACGGUUUACAUUUUGGAUCUCACAUUUCUUUUCCAAUGACGGCAAUAAAGCAAUUGGUUUUCUGGGAGUAAAGUGCUUAUACGAGUUGCAAGACAAAGAUGUCAUCAGGUCAGCAUGUACACAACUAAAUAAGAAUUAUUCUCGAGAAAUGAAGAUUGAAGAUGUUUCUUUUACUCCUGUUGAUUCGAAAGCAUUUUUCGAAUUUCUUUCUGAAUGCAAACACAUAAAUGAAGUUGUGUUUCAUUCGUGUGAGUUUAUUGAUAAUCAUGUCUGCCUUGCAAUGAAAAAGUUUUUAUUAAACUGGACAGGCGACAAAUUACUCUCUUUGCGUUUUGAUUUAUGUGAUUUUAGUCGUUAUUUUUUGAAAUAUCUCAGUGAAACUUUAAAAUGUGGUAACUUUACAUUCACUGCAUCUAGGAACUUGAUUAAUCUAGAAAAUGAAGGUGCUAAAUAUCUUAGUGAAGCAAUGAAAUUUGAGAAUUGUAAAAUUGCGGAUUUAGGUAUUAAAGACCACGAUUUAGGUUAUGAAUGCGCGAAAUAUCUUAGUGAAGCUUUGAAAAAUGAGAAUUGUAUACUUACUGAAUUGCUUAUUAUGGAUAGCAAUAUAGGUAAUCAAGGCGCUAAAUAUCUUAGUGAAGCUUUAAAAAGUGAGAAUUGUAAACUUACUAAAUUAGAUCUUGAAACUAACGAAAUAGGUGAUGAAGGUGCUAAAUAUCUUAGUGAAGCUUUGAAAAGUGAGAAUUGUAAACUUACUCAAUUGGAUAUUUAUAAAAACGAUGUUGGUGAUGAAGGUGCUAAAUAUCUUAGUGAAGCAUUGCAAAGCGAGAAUUGUAAAUUUACUGAAUUGGAUCUUCAUGACAACAAGAUAGGUGAUGAAGGCGCUAAAUAUCUUAGUGAAGCUUUGAAAAGUGAGAAUUGUAAACUUACUAACUUAAAACUUUCAAACAACAAAAUAGGUGAUGAAGGUGGAAAAUAUCUUAGUGAAGCUUUAAAAAGUAAGAAUUGUAAACUUACUGAAUUGGGUCUUAGUUCUAACAGUAUAGAAGGCGAAGGUGCGAAAUCUCUUAGUGAAGCUUUGAAAAGUGAG
Xenia sp. Carnegie-2017 is the source of this 3330-nucleotide messenger RNA. RefSeq names its product NACHT, LRR and PYD domains-containing protein 12-like. The transcript has 2 exons. Gene Ontology annotation, cellular component: cytoplasm. The annotation marks the transcript as partial. Gene Ontology annotation, molecular function: protein binding. NCBI's taxonomy places the organism in Eukaryota, Metazoa, Cnidaria, Anthozoa, Malacalcyonacea, Xeniidae. The record is from RefSeq and is a predicted model, not a curated record.